Cadophora gregata is the source of this 2398-nucleotide messenger RNA. RefSeq lists its product as uncharacterized. Lineage: Eukaryota; Fungi; Ascomycota; Leotiomycetes; Helotiales; Ploettnerulaceae. Bases 4 to 1707 code for a protein of 567 amino acids. The record is from RefSeq and is a predicted model, not a curated record. The transcript is spliced from 3 exons.
AGCAUGUCGACCACAGGGAAUCCCGAUUCUGACAACUCCAUUGUCCGCUCUGUCGAGCAGGACCACAACGGUGCGCCUGCCAAAGAUAGCAACAACGAUGUGGCCAGGGAUAUCAACACCUUAGAGCAUGCGCAAGAUUACAUGAAUGCUGAUCCCACGACUCAGAACGAUCCCAACCCGGACUCUGCCGAGAUCAACAGUGACAGUGUCUUGCGGGGUCCCAUUCACUUGUCACAUUCUUUCAGCAGAAGCUGUUCUCCAGUCGAGCAACAGAAUUACAGGACCUUUCGCUCCCCAAUCAAUGAUUCCCGUGGUUACUAUGCCAAUGCGCUUCGUCGUCGAGAGUUCGGCAGUGCUUCUCCUCCACGUUUACAACGACGCCGCAUUACCCUUCGUCUCGAAAAUCCUUCCCCACCACACCUCCCUGCGGCACUUCAUGAUGAUUCCUCCACUCGUGCCCAUGGAGCUUCCCCUAGACCUCAACUUGGUAGAGAUCAAAGCGAUGUGGAAUCCGACGAACAGUCACCUGCACGUUAUGUUCGACGAGAAGCAUCAUAUGUCGACUUCCAAUCGAGUCCUCGUCCACGUGCUGUAGCUGGUUACGGUGGUCGAAUUUUCCAACGUGAGUGCUUUGGUGGACGAAACCAAAAGGCUCAAUCAGACCCGUAUGUUGGGGUGGACACAAACAUGGAACCGUUUGAUGAUGAGAGCAAUGUGCACAACGAGUCGAUUGGUGGGCACAAGACAUUUUCCUCUCCGUCUGAGUUGGCACUAGAGUUUUAUCGUUCAGGAUCUCAAGGCCCUCAUACUCGUGGCCUAGGAAACUAUGACAAUGGUGUAAGCCAAGGCCGCCAGGGAGAAGCAACGCAAUUCUACCAUCCAGCUCAGAACAAGCAGGGAGGUUUGGAUGGGUGUCAAGCGAUUCAGUUUAAUAGAUUCCGUCGACCAAGUGGGUAUCGUGAGGGCUCUGGCAAUCGCAAAUCAAAUCAGUCUGAUGGAUCCAGUCGACCACGACAGUCUCUUACAAACGACGCAGAUGAAUUCAAAGAUGAUCGUCCUCGUGCUUCAACAUCUGCAGCUGCAGGUAAGAAGCGAAAGGCCGUGGAUGUGUUCGAAGACGGCGGUCAUUUCAAUCAACCUGGAGCAGGUCUUGCCCCUUCACGGUAUUCUGGAGACCCAUCUGUCAACUGGGGCCUAAAUCAAGAUCCUCCCUCAGUUCCCCAAAUAGCUGUAUCAGAUGCAGCUCUGCUAAAACGUGGUCUCACUCGUGGAGCGAAGGAGAAGGUCUGUAAGCGUGGUUACGGAGCCAACGAUCCUGAGAAUGUCAACAUUGUGAAUAUGAAGGAGGAUGGCAUGUCUUUUGCCGAGAUUGUCGAAGCACUCAAUGAGACACGGGUAGCCAAUGGCCAUGCCCCAUCUCUCAGCGUCUGCGGUGUCACCAGUAGAUACAACCGUACUGCACCGCUGCUCUUCGCUGCCGAAGGAAAGCAGUUCAUUCCCCUAUCAAAGAGAGGCAAGGGCCAGGUUCUUGGUGACGGACCUCUGUACGAAAAGCCUGUCUGGAACGAUCAGCUCGAUCUUGUUCUUGCACAAGUUGUUAAGGAUAUUGACAAGGACAAAUGGGCGAGAGUGGCAAUGGAGUAUAAUCGCCGCACUGGCAAGAAUAUCUCUGCCCAAAGCGCUGCUCUGCGUCACACCAUUCUAUGAUCGACUUAGCUCACCAUCCACUGCUUUCGGUUUCCAGCCUUCCGUCCUAUUCAGUUCCGUGGCGCCACUUUACAUCGACUGUAUAAACUCGACUAUCAGUGCCUGGAAUUCGAUUUCUCAUUGCGUUUCUUUCAACAACACAGCAUCAUAUAAUCUGAGAGACGAGAGUUUUGUGUUUCCAUCCCAACAAAACUUUCCUUCUCGACACAACGAGUUGUUAGCUGCUCGAGGCGUGUCAUCACGUCGAAGGCGGAUUCUCAAACUACCAUUACCACAUUCUCUCACUUCCACUGAUCGCCCGGACUCUCUGUCACUGCCAGCUCUCGGGUUCUUUUUCAGUCUGUGAACCGCAGCACGGUGAAGCGAGAAGCCCACCAGAAGAACUCCAUCACACGACAAUGAAUUCAAUUACCAUAGAGCAGGAUGGCCGGAGGUAAGAAAUUUACAUUGAUUGGAACAUUGAUGAAAAACUGUUAGGGUUUUCAGCUGUCUUUCAUUGUGCAUAUCCCAUUGUCACAAACAUUCCACAUGAAGAUCAUCAAGCGGGGAUUACCUUUUUUGAUGUAGACAUGCGGAGCAUCUAGGACAGAAGCCAUGGAUGACUUUUGGAGGGGCAAACAUGUUCUUGCUCUGAUCUUCAUCAUUAUUCCUCUAGACAGCGUUGAGAAUUUUCAGCAUAGCGAGAAGUAAU